Molecule: messenger RNA, 2812 nt
Organism: Perca flavescens (yellow perch)
Lineage: Eukaryota; Metazoa; Chordata; Actinopteri; Perciformes; Percidae
Exons: 9
Coding region: 161-2455 (764 amino acids)
Molecular function (GO): zinc ion binding
Source: RefSeq, a predicted model, not a curated record
CAUUCGCGCCGUUUUGCUACGGUUUCCGGGUUGAACGACAUCUUUCCUCGAAGCGAACAUCUUUACGGCAUCUUACUGUGGCGUUGUCAUACUAGAUUAGAACUGUUUUCGCGAGGAUAUUGAAUUAAGUUAGUGGUGGAGUUUUACAUUUGCAUUGAAAAUGACUUCGUUCCUACACAGCCAGCAGCUAGGAGAGGGAGAAGGGAAAGCAGGGACAGGAGAACGUCCACUUUUGGAAGUGAGGAAAAUGACGCCGUGCGUACACUGCCAGCAGCCAGGAACAGGAGAGGAACAGGGGACAGGACGACAUCCACUUCUGGAAAAAAUAUUGCCUGAGGGAUAUGACCAUCUGGUGUGCUCCUAUGAGGAGUUGUCGCAGGCUCAGUUUAGAUCACAUUUCAAACUGAGAAUCACCUCAGAAGACGAGGUUUUUAAAUGGCUGGAGUAUUUCCAAACCUCCUCUGGGCAGGUUUGGAGGAAGGCUAAAACCUAUCCAAACUGUGGACGCUACAAUGCCUACAGGGUGGACUUAAGGUGUGAGCACAACACCUAUCCCAGACCUGUUAAACCUGCGAAAAAGACAAAAAAUAUGUCAUGUGGUGCCAUCAUGUACUUGGUUCUGAAAAGGGAGGCAGGCAGUCACAACAGGAAGUCAAGGUCCGGGGAUCCUCAUGUUAAGGAUGGCUACCUACUGAACAUCCAUCUCCGAUACGAGCACAACCACCAGCUCUCGUGUGCCAACGUCGUGAGGAAGCGAGACGCCUCGGACGAGACCAUUGCCAAACUGAAGACGCUCUUUGAGCGCGGCCACUCCCCCUCCUCUGCACUGGAUAUAAUAAAGUAUGAUCUGCAGGAGCAGGAAGGGGAAAGUCCCAUCUACACUGCUGCAGACCGCUCCAUUUGUCCUGACAUGUAUUUCUGUUACAGACUUUACUACAAGCUUUUUCAGAAAGCUUAUACUGCACCGUCAGAAGAGAAGAUGCUGGCAGAUCUCAGGGAUAGACUUUACCAGUACAACACGGUGCAGGGGGAAACCAGUGCAAAAAUGGAAAAAACUGAAUGCGGUCAGGUGGCCAUUGCCGUAUGCACCCCGGUCAUGAGAAGAGUGCACACAAAGUUGAGCGAGAGCGGGGAAAUCAUCUUUGUGGAUUCAUCGGGGAAUUGUGAGCGCCAGAGCCACCGGAUAUUUCUUCUUCUCGCCCACUCCACCGCCGGAGGACUGCCGCUGGGGGUGCUUAUAACGACAUCAGAGAGUCAGUCCACCAUUACGUCUGGGCUUCGGCUCCUGCAAACCCUUUUGCCCACCGGCAGUUUUUUCGGGAGGGAACAGCCUCAGGUCAUCAUGACGGAUGACUGCAAGGCUCUGCGUCAGUCCCUCCAGGCAGUUUUCCCCAACGCGAAGCUGCUCCUGUGCAUGUUCCACCAACUGCAGGCCAUGUGGAGGUGGUUGUGGAGCGGCCGCAACGGUGUGGUUAAGCAAGACCGGCCACAGCUCCUAAAUUCGUUCAAGAGCCUUGUCUACCCCGACUCAACCGCGUUGCUGACCGAACGGUACAACAGAUGCCUUGCUGACCCUGUUGCCAUUAAAUAUCCUAGAUUCCUCCACUACCUGGCCGAGGUGUACAGGAGACAUGAAGAGUGGGCCAUCUGUCUUCGCAAUGAGCUUCCAACGAGAGGGCAGAACACCAACAGUUUAGUGGAGAGUGCUUUCAGAGUGGGGAAGGAGAAGGUCCUCCACAGGUUGAAGCCAUACAACAUUACUCAGUUGGUAGAUUUUGUAACAACCAGGAUGGAGGCCCACUACAUCCGCCGCCUCACCGACACAGCAAACAACGGAGUGGCUUUCCUUCAUGUAAACGAUGUGGAUUAUGAAAAUAUUGCACAGGUAGACGAGAACCACUACGUGGUUCCAAGCGCUACGUCUGAGUUGCAGUAUGACGUGGACGUGGCGAUUGGAUGCUGCACGUGUUCAGAUGGACUCGUUGGUGCACUAUGCAAACAUCAGAAUGCCGUUUUGAACAAGUUUGGUCAUCACGAGAGUGUCCCACACGUCCCCACGCCUCAGAUGAGAACGCUUUACCAUGAGAUUGCAACUGGUGGCGAAGGCGUUUUGUCAAAGGCAAGCAACUGCACCAAUGUCAAUGCCAGUCCUGGACCAGGCACAUCUGCAGAGGCCCUCGAAGAGAUGUUGGAGCAGUUCUGCAGUAGUCUCAAAGAUAAACUACACAACGACCCCCAAACCUUCACAGCACCAAUUUGCAACUUUCUGGGAACUUACAAAAAAAUGAACGACAGCUCCCUCGCGUCAGCUCUGCACUGUUUUGGUAAGACGUCACAGGUGAAAUCCAGAAAUCGGCAGUCUUCAAAAAUGAAUGGAACAGCUAUUGGUAAAAGAAAGGCGGCAUUGAUACCCGGGCGACCUCCAAAGUCCCCAAGGAAGGAGCAUCUGUAUUAAAAGAAAACAGCGCAGGAAAAAGUGCAACUCAUUCCCUGUCCAACUGUGCAGAGGAGAAAACAUCUGUCGGUAGUAAUGACUAGAGCAACUGCAGUGACCUCACGCCUGGACUCCACUCUAAGCUAUUUUUUUACGUCGAUACAGUGGCGUAAGGUAGUUACGACGGGCCCCUCUGCACGCUAGUUUCUUGUUAUGAAACACACACACACACCAUUAGACGUUUGACUUGAAGAUGUACUGAGUCAGACUUGACAGAUUGACCUAAAGCAGACCUUACGCCAAAGGACUUUUCAAGCGAUUCCACUGUCGCAGACUUAAAGGUCCAAUAUGUAAUAUUUAUACUGUAAUAAAUCCAAA